Molecule: messenger RNA, 760 nt
Organism: Anopheles arabiensis
Lineage: Eukaryota; Metazoa; Arthropoda; Insecta; Diptera; Culicidae
Product: general odorant-binding protein 67-like
Exons: 4
Coding region: 55-651 (198 amino acids)
Source: RefSeq, a predicted model, not a curated record
AAGUUGCUUGAGUACCAAACUAGUCCCAGCGCCCGAAACAUCCAUCCCGAAACAAUGCUAUCGUUUGUGUUUGUAGCCUCGAUCAUCGUUGGUUUGGUCUCUUCGCAACCACCAGCACCGGAUGCGUCCUGCUUCCAGCCCACGGCAGUCACAGCCGAGGAUUGCUGCAAGAUCCCGAAACCGAUUGACAAUGCAAUAAUGGAGAAGUGUCGGGCUGAAAACCCCAAACCCGGCCAAAUGCCCGCCCCAGGCGUUCCCCGUACGGAGGGUUGUUGCAUCGUCCAGUGCGCCAUGAUGGAAACCGGUGGGUUCGUGAACAAUGCACUCAACACGGACGCGAUCAAGCGCUCGAUGGCGAGCACACUGGGGGCGGAUCCGAACUUUGGCUCGCUGGUGAACGGUGCCGUUGAUACCUGUGCCCGCCAGAUCCAGAACGAUCCGGCGUACAGUGUCGCACCGAUAUCUUCCUCGCCCGAUCGUGCUGGCUGUAGCUUCAUUCCGCAGGGUUUCGUUAACUGUCUGUACACGGCACUGUUUAAGAGCUGCCCGGCUGCUACCUGGACCGAGAGCAGCGACUGUCAGGCGCUCAAGACCAAGCUGGACAGUGGAUGUCCCUUCUUCCUGCUGAUGGGACGUGGACCCAGAAACUAAGCGAAGACCACACGAGAUGGCACUAAUCGCAAAUUUAUCUACCUUUUUGUUUGUUUGUGUGAUUUCUCCCCCUCUUUGUUAUACAUUAUCUAAAUAAACUAAAUUGCAA